Molecule: messenger RNA, 1500 nt
Organism: Cottoperca gobio
Lineage: Eukaryota; Metazoa; Chordata; Actinopteri; Perciformes; Bovichtidae
Product: protein NLRC3-like
Exons: 3
Coding region: 135-1163 (342 amino acids)
Source: RefSeq, a predicted model, not a curated record
AAAUCUACUUUUACUUUCACUCUUACAACGUGACGGCAGCAGCAUGACACAGUUACAGAAGGACAAACCCGCACCGGCACCUCGCCGGGCGUCCGGGAAGAGAAACCAUUUGACAAAAAAACCUGAGCUCAAAGAUGGACAGACAGUCCACCUCAGUGGAUGUGCUGCUGACAAACCUCAUCAGGGGGAAACUGCUUCCCUCUGCUCGCCUCUGGAUAACCACACGACCUGCAGCAGCCAAUCAGAUCCCUCCUGAGUGUGUGGACAUGGUGACAGAGGUCAGAGGGUUCACUGACCCACAGAAGGAGGAGUACUUCAGGAGGAGAUUCAGAGAUGAGAAGCAGGCCGGCACAAUCAUCUCCCACAUCAAGACAUCACAAAGCCUCCACAUCAUGUGCCACAUCCCAGUCUUCUGCUGGAUCACCGCUACAGUUUUAGAGGAUGUGUUGAAAACCAGAGAGGGAGGAGAGCUGCCCAAGAUCCUGACUGAGAUGUACAUCCACUUCCUGGUGGUUCAGUCCAAAGUGAAGAUCGUUAAGUAUGAUGGAGGAGCUGAGACAGAUCCACACUGGAGUCCAGAGAGCAGGAAGAUGAUCGAGUCUCUGGGAAAACUGGCUUUUGAGCAGCUGCAGAAAGACAACCUGAUCUUCUAUGAAUCCGACCUGACAGAGUGUGGCAUUGAUAUCAGAGCAGCCUCAGUGUACUCAGGAGUGUUCACACAGGUCUUUAGAGAGGAGAGAGGACUGUACCAGGACAAGGUGUUCUGCUUCGUCCAUCUGAGCGUUCAGGAGUUUCUGGCUGCUCUUCAUGUCCAUCUGACCUUUAUCACCACUGGUGUUGAUCUCCUGACAGAGGAGCAGUCAACCUGCCAGAGGUUGACAGCAGCAGCACAGAAAUCUGCAGUACAGCUAUUCUACCAGAGUGCUGUCGACAAGGCCUUACAGAGUCCAAACGGACAACUAGACCUGUUCCUGCGCUUCUUCGUAGGCCUUUCCCUGCAGACCAAUCGGGAUCUCCUAAGAGGCCUGCUCAGUCAGACAGGAUGUUGCUUGCUUACCAAUCAGGAAACAGCCCGAUACAUCAAGAAGAAGAUCGAAGACACUCCCUGUCCAGAGAAAAGCAUGAAUCUGAAACUCUGUCUGAAUGAACUGAAUGAUCGUUGAUUCCAACUUUCAAUCGAAAAGAUCCUGAGAAUACCGAAACAACGGAAUUCGGAAAUGGGAUGAAAAAAAAAAUGCAUAUCGAUCAUUUAACAUUUUGAAUAUUUAAGCCUCUUUGUAUCGUCAUUUAACCCAUCCUCGUAUUAGGAGCAUUGUGCAGCUAUUUGUAUAAAGCUGUGGGCUGACAAGCUAAUGUCUGAUACAUUAAUCAAGUGUAACUAAAGUUAUUGAUGAUGUCUGAUACACAAAAUAACUCAAUGAUAUCAAAACAGUACUGAAUGCUCUAAAUAAUUCAUUUCAUGAGAUAAUUUUCUAAUAAAUAUAUAUAACUUAUGUUAAA